Messenger RNA from Pseudogymnoascus verrucosus, 1605 nucleotides. RefSeq lists its product as uncharacterized. Gene Ontology annotation, biological process: secondary metabolic process. Lineage: Eukaryota; Fungi; Ascomycota; Leotiomycetes; Thelebolales; Thelebolaceae. Gene Ontology annotation, cellular component: cytoplasm; cytosol. Gene Ontology annotation, molecular function: carboxy-lyase activity; hydrolase activity. The record is from RefSeq and is a predicted model, not a curated record. The transcript has 2 exons. The coding region runs from base 472 to 1464 and encodes 330 amino acids.
AUUGAUGCUGAAACCGACAACCUUUGAGCCAUAGAAUGGGCCCUGGGUGGGAUAUAAGUAGCCUGGCAUUAUUGGAGGCCAAGGCGCCCAUUCCAGGAGGGGGUUGUUACCCAAUGCAUACUGACAGCCAAGCAACAAGUAUGAGGCGCUUUUGCUAAUAACUUACAUCAAGGGGCAUAUUUGAAGCUCGGGUGCUUAUACCAAGAUGGGUGCUUACAGGCGCCCAUAAGCGUCUACAUACCCCAUGAUCCAUUAUUGAUUAUCAUGCUUACAAGUUACUGUGGGUCGAUCAAUAUAGAAUGUAUAGCAAAAUUGUGCUGAAACUAAGUGACGGACUUAUUGAGCCCGUGCUGAUGUGGAUAUAAACCCGCGCUACAUAGCUUAAAGACCGACCAUAAUCAAGGUCGGUCUUUCGUGGUCAGUCUUCAUCGUCUCCAAAUAAUUAUACUGGCAAAUGCUUCAGCUGACAGAAUGACGCCGCCACUCAUUGCUCUCGAGGAGCACUUCUACUCCAAUGCCGUGUUCUCAUCUAUUGGUGAAACAUUCCAACGUACUCUGAAGGCUGUGCCUGGCCUCUCAGAGGCACUGCUUGAUCUGGGAGACGGACGCCUCGCGGCGAUGGACCGCGGCCAAAUCUCUCUCCAGGUAAUCUCGCAUGCCUUCACCCCUGGUGGUCCUAGUGUGGAAAGCUGUCAAAAAGGCAACGAUGAGUUGGCCGCUGGCAUAGCGCAAAGCAACCAGAGCCAUCGCUUCGCUGCCUUGGCCGUUCUCCCAGUCUCCGACCCAGCUGAGUCUGCGCGUGAGCUUGAACGAAGCGUGUCAAUGCUCAACUUUGUCGGCGCCUUGAUAGACAACCAUGCGAACGGGACGCAUUUUGAUUCAGCUGCGUACGACGUCUUGUGGGAAAAGGCCACGGACCUGGACGUGCCCAUCUACUUGCAUCCGACGUGGCCAUCAGCCUCGAUGGCGGAGCAGUUCCAAGGCGAGUACCCCAUGCCUGUAGCUGUGAGCCUUGGCGCUGCAGGCUGGGGGUGGCAUAGUGAUGUGGGCCUGCACGUCCUAAAGCUGUUCGCCGCUGGAGUGUUUGACCGCUUCCCCAAACUAAAGAUAGUCGUCGGGCACAUGGGGGAAAUGCUGCCGUUCAUGCUAGAGCGAUGCAUCGACAUGAGCACUCGCUGGGCCGGCUGGGGUUCUCGGGAUCGUCCACUUCGUCAGGUCUGGGAUGAGAACAUCUGGAUUACUACGUCUGGAUCAUGGAGCCUAGCACCCAUGAAGUGCAUCCUGGAAAACACCCGGGUGGAGCAUAUCAUGUAUAGUGUAGACUAUCCAUUCGAAACAAAUGAAAGGGGCCUGGAGUGGUUCAAGCAACUAGAGGAGAGCGGGAUGCUUAACAGCGAGCAGCUGGAGAUGAUAGCGUAUCGGAAUGCGGAGGACCUACUAAAGGUUAAAGUGGAGAAGAACUAGCUGGUUAGCUCUGAUAAGCGGGUAUGUAGGAUCGUUACAGGGGUAAACACGGGCGGCUCGGGCAGGUCUAGACUGAUUACAUAGUACUCCACUUAGCUUACUUGUUACUGGAGCAUACAUAUCUCACAUUUUAUGUACCUU